AUUAUUUACGAAGUAGGUUUCCGCUUUCAUUUUCAUUUUACAUGCAAUUUAAAAUAUCAAUGAAUACCUACAAAUUAUGACUUUUCUAUCUCAGUUUGAAAAACCAGAGUUUAUCUUCCGCACAAAGCUUGUGUUUAAAAACCUGACACGCACUGCAUGUGUAAGUGCGUUGACCCAGAGGUGUAGAAAAUGUUCAACAAUCAGGCAGACUGAUGAAAACCAGUCAUUUUUUGUAACAACACCAAUAUUUUAUGUAAAUGCAGCACCACAUAUGGGCCACCUGUAUACCUGUGUUUUGGCUGAUGCUGUAGCGAGAUAUCACAGCUUAAAGGGCAAACAAAUACUCUUCUCUACAGGAACUGAUGAACAUGGUCUUAAGAUACAGCAGGCUGCGGAAAGGCAUAAAAAACCUCCAGCUGAGUUUACCACUAGCAUAUCUAGCACAUUUAAGGAAAUGUUUGACUGUUACAACAUCAAUUACACAGACUAUAUACGGACCACUGAGGAGAGACACUAUGUUACUGUGCAGAAGUUUUGGAGAGAGCUGGAAACCAGGGGAUGUAUUUAUAAAGGUUCAUAUGAGGGCUGGUACUCGGUGUCAGACGAAGCUUUCCUUAGUGAAAAUGAUGUAAAAACUUCAGUUAAUGAAAAGGGACAGGUACUGAAGGUAUCAGCUGAGAGUGGUCACCCAGUCACAUGGAUGCAGGAAGACAACUAUAUGUUUAGACUUUCUGAUUAUAAGGACAAACUUCGUGAAUGGUUUGACACUGGAGUGAUUGAGCCACCAGUGUUUGAACCUACUGCUCGUCGAUGGUUAUCAAGUCUAGAAGAUCUGUCGGUAUCACGGCCCUGCAGUCGACUGUCCUGGGGUAUACCAGUGCCUGGAGAUAACUCUCAAACAAUCUAUGUAUGGCUGGAUGCCCUGGUGAACUAUCUGACUGUGUGUGGAUAUCCUUCUCAGGGCAGAAGCUGGCCGGCUGAUGUACAAGUGAUAGGGAAAGAUAUACUCAAGUUCCAUGCAAUUUAUUGGCCAGCAUUUUUGAUGGCUGCAGGAUUAGAUCCUCCCAGGAAGAUUUUCUGUCAUUCUCAUUGGCUAAUCAACGGUGCUAAGAUGUCUAAGAGUCUGGGUAAUGUUGUAGACCCAAUGAUAGUACAAGAGAAAUAUUCAGCUGAAGUGUUCAGGUAUUAUUUACUGAGAGAAGGUGUACCACAUUCUGAUGGAAAUUUCCUUGAAGAGAAGGCAAUGGAGUAUGUAAACUCUGAUGUAGUUAACACAAUGGGAAACCUUCUCAGUCGAUGUACUGCUCCGGCGAUCAAUCCCAGCCAGAUCUACCCCAGGAAAUACCAGGAAACUUACAUAUCUAAGAUAACCGCUUCAGACAGGGAAACAUUUGAAAACCUGGAUAUGUUGAUAGAUACAGUGGAAGGAUAUUAUAAGGACAUGAUGUUUUAUAGAGGUAUUGAGAGCAUCAUGUCUUAUCUGAGAUGGGCAAAUGGUGUUGUACAGCAACACGAAGUUUGGAAUCUCGCUAAAUCAGACAACGAAACAGACAUUCAACACCUCAAGUGUGUAAUACAUGUGGCGCUGGAAACAUUGAGAGUUAGUGGAAUCCUUCUGCAACCUGUGAUACCAAAUAUAUCUCAACGUUUGCUCAACAGACUAGGAAUUCCUAAGGAUAGAAGAACUUUUGAGUGUGCAAAAAAACCCUAUUUAAAUUCUCCUGAACUAGCAUUAGGGCCUAAUGAAGGCGUCAUUUUAAAAAGAUUGAAAAUUAUAAAAUAGAUAAUGCAGCCCAUUGAUAAAUCUACUCAUGCUUUUGUAUACAAAUUUUAAAUGAAAUAAAAGUGAAAAAGGAAAAGUG
This is a messenger RNA of Mercenaria mercenaria, 1862 nucleotides long. RefSeq names its product methionine--tRNA ligase, mitochondrial-like. Bases 77 to 1783 code for a protein of 568 amino acids. The record is from RefSeq and is a predicted model, not a curated record. Gene Ontology annotation, molecular function: ATP binding; methionine-tRNA ligase activity. The transcript is spliced from 12 exons. Gene Ontology annotation, biological process: methionyl-tRNA aminoacylation. NCBI's taxonomy places the organism in Eukaryota, Metazoa, Mollusca, Bivalvia, Venerida, Veneridae.